AUGCGAUCAGCACCCCCUCCCCGCCCCCGCUACCAAGGGCCAUGCUGUGUGAAUAGAUGUAACAUCUAUUUCUUCUUCUUCAAAAAAAACAACUCUCAUCCACACUCAGCACCGCGUAGGCCAACUAUCAUCCACCCUCCACCCCACACACCUACUCUAAUCCACCCUUCCACCCCACACACCUACUUUCAUCCACCCUUCACCCCACAAACCUACUCUCACCCACCCUUCACCUCACACACCUACUCUUAUCCACCCUCCACCACACACACCUACUCUCAUCCAUCCUCAACCCACACACCUACUCUCAUCAACCCUCCAGCCACACAAACCUACUCUCACCCACUCUCCAACCCACACACCUACUCUCACCCACUUUCCACCCACACACCUACUCUCAUCCACCCUCCACCCACACACCUACUCUCAUCCACCCUCCACCCACACACCUACUCUCACCCACCCUCCACCCACACACCUACUCUCACCCACCCUCCACACACACCUACUCUCAUCCACCCUCUACCCCACACACCUACUCUCACCCACCCUCCACCCACACACCUACUCUCAUCCACCCUCCACCCCACACACCUACUCUCAUCCACCCUCUACCCCACACACCUACUCUCACCCACCCUCCACCCACACACCUACUCUCACCCACCCUCCACCCACACACCUACUCUCACCCACCCUCCACCCACACACCUACUCUCACCCACCCUCCACCCACACACCUACUCUCAUCCACCCUCCACCCACACACCUACUCUCAUCCACCCUCCACCCCACACACCUACUCUCAUCCACCCUCCACCCACACACCUACUCUCAUCCACCCUCCACCCCACACACCUACUCUCACCCACCCUCCACCCACACACCUACUCUCACCCACCCUCCACCCACACACCUACUCUCACCCACCCUCUACCCCACACACCUACUCUCAUCCACCCUCCACCCCACACACCUACACUCACCCACCCUCCACCCACACACCUACUCUCAUCUACCCUCCACUCAACACACACCUACUCUCAUCUACCCUCCACCCAACACACACCUACUCUCACCCACCCUCCACCCACACACCUACUCUCAUCCACCCUCCACCCCACACACCUACUCUCAUCCACCCUCCACCCACACACCUACUCUCAUCUACCCUCCACCCCACACACCUACUCUCAUCCACCCUCCACCCAAUACACCUAUUUUCAUCUACCCUGCACCCAUCAUACUUACUCUAAUCCACCAGUCCACUCCCCACUCCUAAUUUCAUCCACCCUCCACCCAUCAAACCUACUCUUAUCCACCCUUCCACUCCCCACACCUACUCUAACCCACCCCAACACCUAA
This is a messenger RNA of Lytechinus variegatus (green sea urchin), 1365 nucleotides long. Its product is annotated as extensin-like. The coding region runs from base 1 to 1365 and encodes 454 amino acids. The transcript has 2 exons. The record is from RefSeq and is a predicted model, not a curated record. NCBI's taxonomy places the organism in Eukaryota, Metazoa, Echinodermata, Echinoidea, Temnopleuroida, Toxopneustidae.